This is a messenger RNA of Chironomus riparius, 1174 nucleotides long. NCBI's taxonomy places the organism in Eukaryota, Metazoa, Arthropoda, Insecta, Diptera, Chironomidae. The record is from the annotation of a GenBank genome assembly.
GUUGUUUAGUCAUGUACGUAGUUUAAUCUUGUUUAGUGCUUUCAAUUUUUGCAGAAAUCGAAAUUCUUCGUCCAAAAUGUUCAGCAUUGAUGUGCCAAAAGAUGAUCUUGUAAAAAGAAUUGAGACAAAUCUUAUGACAGAUUUUGUGAAGAUAUCAAUAAAUGAUGAUCAAUCACAAUUUUGCAUAAUGCCUAAAAAAUUCGUUGAUCAAGAUCUCGAAAGAAUUAAGUAUAUGGAAGUAUUUGAGGACGACAUUUGGGUAGUGACAUAUCCGAAAUGUGGAACAACAUGGGCUAUGGAAAUGAUUUGGAUGAUUUGUAACAAUCUUGAUUAUGAAACGUCAAUGAACGUUAAUCUUGAAGAUAGAUUUCCAUUUAUGGAAUUGAGUGGAAUUGCCACUGGAUUUCCAACAGAUUCCUUUGAGUUUUGCAAAAAUAAGCCUAGACCACGUUACAUCAAGACUCAUCUUCCAGUAUUUCUCUUACCCGAUCAAAUGUGGACUGUUAAGCCAAAGAUAAUUUACGUAGCCAGAAAUCCCAAAGAUACAGCUGUAUCAUGGUUUCAUCAUCACAGACACAUGCAUGGAUAUGAAGGGACAAAAGAAGACUUUAUUGAAGCAUUUGUAAAAGAUUUGAUGAUGUAUUCUCCAAUGAAUGAACACAUUACUGAAUUUUGGAAGAUCCGGAAUGAACCAAAUAUUUUGUUCCUGUUUUUUGAAGACAUGAAGAGAAAUUUGGACCAAGAAGUCAAAAAAGCAAUGAACUUUUUAGGUAAAAAUUAUUCUCAAGAAGAGAUUGACAAGCUUUGCAAGCAUUUGUCAUUCGAAUCAAUUCGUGACAAUAAAAUGAUCAACAAAGAAGUUGAAUUGAAGAAAUUGAUGGAAGCAUCUGGAAGAGAUCCAUCAUUGAAUGAAUUCAAUUUUGUCAGGAAAGGACAAGUUGGUGGAUAUAAGAAGGAAUUAUCAGUUGCAGAGAAUGAAAAGCUUGAUGAGUAUGUGGAGUGUCCCAAAUUGGACGAAGCUCAGUUUGAAUAUAAAUUUUAAAAUGAAAUUUCCAAUCUAUUUCAAAAUAAUCCUUGCUUAUUGCUGCACACAACCAAAAAGUUAUUAUGCAAUAAAAUAUUAUCAAGUGCGAUAAGAGUUAUCUCAACCUCAAACGUGAUAGCUUUUCUUUAA